This is a messenger RNA of Lampris incognitus (smalleye Pacific opah), 4816 nucleotides long. RefSeq names its product fibronectin leucine rich transmembrane 3 (gene flrt3). NCBI's taxonomy places the organism in Eukaryota, Metazoa, Chordata, Actinopteri, Lampriformes, Lampridae. The transcript has 3 exons. Gene Ontology annotation, molecular function: protein binding. Bases 1678 to 3627 code for a protein of 649 amino acids. The record is from RefSeq and is a predicted model, not a curated record.
GAUGUAUUCCAUUUUACUAAAAGAAUACAUAAAUACAUUGAACAAAAUAAACAUUUAUUUACAUAAACACCAUCUUACCCCCAUUAGGUCCACCUCAUUCCCAUGUUCUGCAUUAGUAAUUUACUGAAAUAGCCACUAAGAAUAAACGAGGAUGAUCCACUUUUUGGGCCUUUAAUAGCCUCGCUGCACGACGAUGACUGAAAUACGCCAAAAACUGGUAGUGAACAACAGCACUUAUAGCAAUCACUCCUGAUUUAAAACUGCAUUAUUACCUAGUGUAUAUAUAAUCAACAGAAGACACAAACAACACAGAUUUCCCAAAGGAUAGCUCUACAGUGGCUCAAAAUUAAUUUCACGAGUCAUGAAUAAUUUAACUGCGAGCCAUUACUGUUUCUACAGCUCUUUCUUCCCUAAAUGCAAGCCAUGUAAUGUUAUUCCUGACUUUAUGGGACCAAAAAUCAUCACAAUACGGAAUAUUUUUGACAGGCAUGAAAUUGUUUCUACUCCAGCCCUUUUGCGAAGCCUCUCUCCUUUUGUCUUCUUUGACUGGUGGGCACAGAGUCUCGGGCCCUGGUACUGCAGACUAAUGUGCACUUAGGCGUGUUGGGUUUACAAUAGCUAUCAGUGUGCUGGCUCUGUGUGUACCUCCCACGCUCUCAAGUGAAAGGUAACUAGCUGUACGCAUGCACACACACACACACAAAUUUACCAAAUGCUCAAUUUAACUGUGCUGGCUCAGAUUAAAUGAAGCAGAAGCCAUUUUGACUGCUGGAGAAAUUGCGUAGUGACCAGAGGAGCUUAUUAGGACAAUGGAGAAAGACAUCCAUCACCGGAAAGGUUUUAUUCAACCAACCACUGCUGCAAAAAGACUGUCCGUGCAUCAGCGUGGUGUGUGGGAGCGCCAUCCCGGGUGUGGCAAUCGGAGUUGGAGGACACAGCAUGAGUCCAGCCACAGAUGUGUGAGGGAGGUCGGGUCCUGAAGGAUAGUCUGCCUGCUCUGUUUUGCUCGCUAUUAAGGGAGAAGAACAUCGGUUUAUCUGCUCAAGUCGAGGGAACCUGGGCCCUGGAUUAAUGUGUACACGAGCUGGACAAGGGAGGAGAGGAUUCUGGGUUACCUGCAGACUUGGAGCACACGAGUGAACUGGCCUGGAUUGAGCCCGUGGCACGGAGGAUUGGCAUGGCUCAGUCCGGCUUUGUCUCAACAUCAUGACUAUCUGGCCUAAUGGUGAAAAGGAGCCUGUGCUGCAGCUAACCCCUUCUUACAGAGGAACCACAAUAAAACAGCAAAAAAAUCUAAUUUGGGGUUUGCGCUGCUGAGCGCAACGAUUGAAAGAUUUCCACACCCAUCGGGAUUUUUAAUAUUCCCUGAGAUUGCAUGCUUUGUCAAUGAGUGGAGAUGCUUUUUCUGUGGGCUUAUCUGCCAUGGUAAAGGCUUUAAGAGCAUGAGCCCCUGACAACACAGAGGAGGUCAUCGUCCAAACAAGGAUCAGCUCAGCAAACACUGACCAGGUCAGGAUAUCACCAGAAACCCCUUGUACAAACUUUUCUCUUCUGAGAGGAUAAGAGCAAAUUCAAGAGGAAAUCUUGAUUGGAUUUUUGGUGUCUGGAAAGGAUUUACCACGUCUUAUAAAUCAGGGGCCCUUGAGUGAUUAGACUGCCAGACUACACAGCUUCAAGAUGGUGCAUCAAUGGAAGGCCUUUAUCCUCUUCCUCAUCAGGGUCGGACUACUGCUGGGCCUUGCUAACCCACUAGUGACCUCUGCCUCCUGUCCCUCUGCUUGCCGCUGUGAUGGGACCUUCAUCUACUGUAACGACCGUGGCCUGACCUCCAUCCCUACUGGUAUACCCCUGGAUGCUACAGUGCUCUUCCUGCAAAACAAUCGCAUUAAGAGUUCAGGGAUCCCGACAGAACUCCGUAGGCUCUCCAAUGUGGAGAAGAUCUAUCUGUACUGCAACAACCUGGAUGAGUUCCCAACUAAUCUUCCACUUGGGGUCAAAGAGCUCCACCUUCAAGAGAACAACAUCCGGAUGAUCACCCAUGCCUCUUUAGCCCAAAUUCCCUACAUAGAAGAACUGCAUCUGGAUGAUAACUCUGUAUCGGCAGUCAGCAUAGAGGAAGGGGCAUUCAGAGAUAGUAAUCACCUCAGACUGCUUUUUCUCUCCAGAAACCACCUAAGCACCAUCCCGUCUGGCUUACCCAUGACCAUUGAGGAGUUGCGAUUUGAUGACAAUCGUAUCUCCUCUAUCUCAGAGCAGUCACUGCAAGAUCUCAUCAACCUGAAGCGACUGGUCCUGGACGGUAAUCUGCUCAACAACCGUGGGAUUGGGGAGAUGGCUUUCAUCAACCUGAUCAACCUGACUGAGCUCUCGCUAGUGAGGAACUCCCUGACAUCGCCACCAGCCAACCUUCCAGGCACCAGCUUAGAGAAGUUGCAGCUGCAGGAUAAUCACAUUAACCGUGUUCCACCAGGGGCUUUUGCCUUCCUCAGGCAGCUAUAUCGCUUGGACCUUUCUGGCAACAACCUAAGCAGCCUGCCACAAGGAGUUUUUGAAGAUCUGGACAAUCUUACACAACUCCUGCUGCGCAACAACCCCUGGCAAUGCACUUGCAGGAUGAAAUGGGUGCGUGACUGGCUGCGGUCCUUGCCCUCCAAGGUGAAUGUACGUGGCUUCAUGUGCCAGGGUCCUGAUAAGGUCAAAGGCAUGGCCAUUAAAGACCUAUCUACAGAUAUGUUUGACUGUACAGAUGAAGACCUUGGUACAUAUGAGACAAGCACAGUCUCUAACACUUUAUCCCCUUCUUUGCCUCAGUGGCCCUCAUUUGUGACUAGAAGGCCUGUGGUGAAAGGGCCUGACAUAAGUAAAAAUUACCACAGUACAACCACGUCGUCUGGCAGAAAGAUCAUCACCAUCAGUGUGAAGUCGAGCAGUGCAGAUACAGUGCACAUAUCUUGGCGGGUGUCACAGCCCAUGACUGCCCUGCGGCUCAGCUGGUUGAAGCUAGGUCACAGCCCGGCCUUUGGCUCCAUCACUGAGACCAUUGUGCAGGGGGAGAAGACAGAGUACCUGCUUACUGCACUGGAGCCAGAGUCUUCCUAUAGAAUAUGCAUGGUUCCCAUGGAGACCAGCAAUAGUUACCUGUCAGAUGAGACACCCGUUUGCAUAGAAACAGAGACUGGCUCUCACAAAUCAUACAACCCCACCACAACCUUGAACAGAGAGCAGGAGAAAGAGCUUUACAAAAACCCCAGUUUGCCUUUGGCCGCUAUCAUUGGAGGGGCUGUGGCACUUCUGGCAAUAAUCUUGUUGGCGCUGGUGUGCUGGUAUGUCCACAGGAAUGGUUCGCUGUUUUCCAGGAACUGCACCUACAACAAGGGUCGCCGGAGGAAGGAUGACUAUGCUGAGGCUGGCACCAAGAAAGACAACUCCAUCUUAGAAAUAAGGGAGACAUCUUUUCAGAUGAUACCCAUAAACCAUCUUCCUGUGUCCAAGGAGGAGUUUGUGAUACACACAAUUUUCCCACCAAACGGCUUGAGUUUGUACAAAACCCCACACAAUGAGAACAGUAUUAGCAACAGAAGCUACAGAGACAGUGGAAUACCAGAUUCAGACCAUUCCCAUUCAUGAUAGUGCGUGUGGACAUUCAUGAUGAGUGCGUGACUUGAACAGAGUGGCUAGACUUUUACAAAACACUGGAUCUAUCAGACUAAGAAAGCAAUGUUCUGUACAUUUGCCAUAUAAUUUAUAUUUAAGGACAUUUUAUGAAAACGAAGAACGUUCCAAUUGCAGGCUGUCACUGACCUAUCAGUGGGUGUUGUAACUAACUGCAAUUCUAUAUUUUAGGGAUUUGUAGUAAUUUGUACUGUAUUUCCUUUGCUUAAGGUUACCGACCAACUAAAAGAAACUCUGUGUUCUACUGAGAUAUGAUGACUUGUCAACUGUGAAAGUGGGUUUUCAUUGCUGUGUUGAACAAUCAGACUUUAGAAAACCAUGUAGUAUAAGCACAGUUCAUUCUUUUCACUUUGUGGCAGUUGGAAAAACAAAAAGGCAAAAAAAUGACGUGAUAUUAAAUUAGGCACAGCUGACCAACAUAUAGGCAAAGCAGGCAUGUUGCCCUCUUUAAGGAAGAGCAGACGGGAGCUGUCUCCAUGUCCUGAGAGCAAGGAGCUUGCUCUGGCAUUCAACCGGCAUGGAAUAGAAACAAGUAGAGAUGAGGCCCGAUGCCUUAUGUCUCUGCUUGGUUUAGUGCGAGAAUCCUUUAUUUCUGUUUGCAAGAGGCAGGCACACAGCGAAGUCAUCCAUGCAGGGCUCGUGUGUUUCUGGCUUUUGGCUUGUACGCCACAGCACAGGGCAGAUAAAGCACAUCGACCUUUAGGAGCUAUCUGCUCCUCAAAUAUGAGUAGAGUGGACAGGCUGACACAGAGGACCCCCUACUGGCUCUAUUUGUACAAGCCAACAGAGGCCAAACUACAAUGGUGGCAUUCUUCAGUACCGUAUACCAUAGGCCAUUUUAGACGAGAGGCCAAAAAAAGAUCAAAAGUACGUUGGCUUACAUUAGAAUACCACAGUGUCAGCAAUUCCUUGUUUUGAGUAUUAUUUUGUAUUAUUUUGAACACACUUUUAUGUUGCCACAAUUAAAGUUAAUUGUUCUUUACAAUUGAAAACCAAAGUGCAUUGUAUGCCCUUUGGCCAGUCUUGUAUGUGCCUUGAUCCAAUGCUUAUUGUAUUUAGCUUUUUAAGAAAACCAGUGACUUUUUUUCAUACACACUUGAAUAUGAAAAAUAUUGGUCAUAUUGCAGAAUAAAAGUGGAUAAAA